GUGCAGUAUAACCUUUUUUGCAGUAAAACAAUGGUGCGAAGCUGGUUCAUAGUUUAGAAAGUGCGAUUUCUCGGGCAUUUUAGCGCGUUUGCUUCACAAACCAUUGUGAUUAAAGCGCAGUUUGGAAGUGGCACGGUGAAAAGUGCUUCGUGGAUUUACUAAAACAACGGAAGCCCGCUGGAUCUUCUGAGUGCUUCGAUACUGCUUUUCAUGGCUUUUUUAGUGGCAGGACGAUUGUUAAAGAACAGACCUGAUAUAAAGAAAGUUAUGACCGCCUUCCAGCCUUACUGUUCAUCUGUGUCUUCGGGCCGGCAGCACGUUAACGGAGUGGAUCUGUACUACGAGCGCACAGGAUCAGGAAAACAUGCUGUGCUGCUGGUGCCUGGUGCUCUGGGAAGCACUCGGACUGAUUUUGGACCUCAGUUGAAGUCUCUCAAUAAGGAACGCUUCACUUUAAUUGGCUGGGAUCCCCGUGGUUAUGGGCAGUCCCGCCCCCCAGACAGAGAUUUUCCCCCCGACUUCUUUGAGAGGGACGCCAAGGACGCGGUGGAUCUGAUGAAGGCAUUGGGCUUUGGCGCGUUCUCUCUAUUGGGGUGGAGCGAUGGAGGAAUCAUUGCCCUGAUUGCUGCAGCCAAGAAUCCGGAGCUGAUCAGGAAGAUGGUCGUUUGGGGAAGCAAUGCCUUUGUUUCCCAGGAGGACGUGAACCUUUACAACAAGGUCCGCGAUGUCUCCAUGUGGAAUGUGAAGAUGAGGCAGCCCAUGGAGGAGGUGUAUGGAGCAGAACUUUUUGUUAAAACCUGGGAAGCCUGGGUGGAUGCAAUUGCCCAGUUCGUCAACAGACCACAAGGAAGCAUCUGCAUGGAGCUUCUACCGCUUAUCAGCUGCCCGACGCUCAUCGUCCACGGGGAGAAAGACCCUCUGGUGCCCAGGAUCCAUCCUCAGUACCUCCUCAAACACAUUGCUGGAUCACGACUGCACCUGAUGCCGGAGGGAAAACACAAUCUCCACCUGAGGUUUGCAGCCGAGUUCAACAAGCUUGUCGAGGACUUUCUGGAAGACUAAUCAGCACAAAGAACAGAUCGAUUGCUUUGUGGAGGAAGAAUAAAUCCAAUAUAUUAAAUGUGAAUAAAUAUUGAGACAGGUG
Thalassophryne amazonica is the source of this 1144-nucleotide messenger RNA. It is a transcript of the gene bphl, whose product is annotated as biphenyl hydrolase like. The record is from RefSeq and is a predicted model, not a curated record. Lineage: Eukaryota; Metazoa; Chordata; Actinopteri; Batrachoidiformes; Batrachoididae. The transcript has 7 exons. Bases 211 to 1062 code for a protein of 283 amino acids.